AUGAGCUACAUCCUCACCCUCUCCUGCCCCGACCGCCCGGGCAUCGUCCACGCGGUGACGGCCUACCUGGUGCAGAACAACCUGAACAUCAUCGACUCGUCGCAGUUCGGCGACCCGACGUCGGAGCGGUUCUUCAUGCGCGUGCACUUCAAGCCGGAGAGCACGCCGGCGCCGACGCUGGAGCAGCUGCGGGAGGCGUUUGCGCCGACGGCCGAGAAGCUGGCGAUGACCUUCGAGCUGGUGUCGGCGACGGCCAAGCCGCGGGUGCUGAUCAUGGUGUCGAAGAUCGGCCACUGCCUGAACGACCUGCUGUUCCGGGCGUCGACGGGCCAGCUGGCGAUUGAGAUCCCCCUGAUCGUCUCCAACCACCCGGACUUCGCCGCGCUGGCCGCCACCUACAACAUCCCCUUCAUCCACCUGCCCGUGACGGCGGCCACCAAGGCCGAGCAGGAGGGCCGCAUCCUCGAGCUCAUCGCCGAGCACAGCAUCGACCUGGUCGUCCUCGCCCGCUACAUGCAGGUGCUCUCGCCCAAGCUCUGCGACGCCAUGUCCGGCAAGAUCAUCAACAUCCACCACAGCUUCCUGCCCAGCUUCAAGGGCGCCAAGCCCUACCACCAGGCCUACGACCGCGGCGUCAAGAUCGUCGGCGCCACCGCCCACUUCGUCACCAGCGACCUCGACGAGGGCCCCAUCAUCGAGCAGAACGUCGUCCGCGUCAACCACGCCCUCAGCCCCAAGGAGCUGACCCACGCCGGCUCCAACGUCGAGAGCAACGUCCUCGCCACCGCCGUGAAGUACUUUGCCGAGCACCGCGUGCUGCUCAAUGGCCACAAGACCGUGGUGUUCAACUAG
Molecule: messenger RNA, 852 nt
Organism: Aspergillus aculeatus ATCC 16872
Lineage: Eukaryota; Fungi; Ascomycota; Eurotiomycetes; Eurotiales; Aspergillaceae
Product: formyltetrahydrofolate deformylase
Exons: 1
Coding region: 1-852 (283 amino acids)
Biological process (GO): 'de novo' IMP biosynthetic process
Molecular function (GO): formyltetrahydrofolate deformylase activity
Source: RefSeq, a predicted model, not a curated record